This is a messenger RNA of Marasmius oreades (fairy-ring Marasmius), 465 nucleotides long. RefSeq lists its product as uncharacterized. The transcript has a single exon. NCBI's taxonomy places the organism in Eukaryota, Fungi, Basidiomycota, Agaricomycetes, Agaricales, Marasmiaceae. The record is from RefSeq and is a predicted model, not a curated record. The coding region runs from base 1 to 465 and encodes 154 amino acids.
AUGGAAUCAUCCACAUCUCCAAUACCUUGGAAUGAAACACCUCUUGGUCAAACAAUUACCUAUCUUCCAGUUCUUGGCUCUUUUCUAUGGCGUAGUUUCCUCUUAAUCUCCGGGGUCCUUCUCUAUCCAAUCACUUACCUCUCAGCGCUCAAAGUUCCCCUCCUCGCACCGAUAUCAAUCUUCUUAUACGUCUUCGCACCAUUUCUGGUCUUUACCCGAAUCAUUCUUGAUCUCUUCGUCUUCACGCCUUACAGCACUUUCGUAUACUUGGUCGACGCCAUAUAUCCAGUAUAUGUCUUUUGCGGGGUCGCGUGCAUCACUGGAGUACUUAUGGGCACAUUAGGAAGAUUCCUGGCACAGUGGGCUACGAUGGUGGUUAUGGGCCUUACAGAUCAGAAGAAAGAGGCAGACCAGGAGAGCUACAGGGAGGAAAUUGAGGGUGCGAAGGUGGAAUAUGGACCCUGA